AAAAAAACUAAUCUCUUUUAGAGCUACCUUUUGCAAUAAUCCACAAACCGCCGGCGGGUACUCCUUCGCGGAGGCGUCUUCUUGCUGCCUCGUCAAUUUGACAUAGAAGCCUUCUCCUCCUCCUUGGACGGACGGGGACUAUCCAACAGCAACUCUCGAUAUCUUCUCCACAUAUCCACGCCGGCGCCGUCCUCCUCUCACUGCAUGAAGAUGCAUUCUAUUUUCUUGCCAAAAGCGUUCAUCGUAUCCUCAUUUGGUGGAGUAUUUUCUGACCAUUUGUUGCAACGAGGUUCUAGUAAAUGCGACGGCAAGUACAUGUUUGAUGGUGGCAUAGUGAAGUUGUUUAGGAAUAAUUCCCUAAAUUUUGCCAGUAAAGCAGUGGUAGAUGAUAAUUGUAUUAUUAGCUCAAGGUGGCAUGGAUGUAUAGAUGAAGAGGAACUAUCGAGUGAGUCGUGCAACCGUUUGAUUCGUGACUAUUGUAAGGUAGGUGAUGUUGAUUCUGCUAUGUCUCUUCUUGCUCAUAUGGAGUCUGUAGGUCUUCAUGCCACUAUGACGUCUUACACUUAUUUGAUUGAAGCUCUUGGAAACGUUGGUAGAACUUUGGAAGCUGAUAUCAUAUUCCAGGAAAUGAUUAGUUUUGGCUGUAAGCCAAGAACAGUUGUCUGCAAUGCACUACUAAGAGGGUUUUUGAGAAAAGGCCUUUUAGAUCUUGCGUCUGGGGUUUUUGUAUUGAUGAGUGAUUUAGAUAUUAAAAAAAAUCAAGAAACUUAUGAAAUUCUCUUGGAUUAUCAUGUCAAUGCUGGACGGUUGGAAGAUACUUGGUCUAUUAUUAAUGAGAUGAAACGAAAAGGUUUUGAGUUGAACUCAUUUGUGUAUAGUAAAGUUAUUGUUAUAUAUCAAAACAAUGGCAUGUGGAAGAAAGCAGUGGGAAUUGUUGAUGAAAUAAGAAAAUCAGGGAUUUCUAUGGACAAACACAUUUACAACAGCAUCAUAGAUACAUUUGGGAAAUAUGGCCACUUGUCUGAGGCCUUAGAAGUGUUCAAAAGAAUGCAACAAGAUGGGGUAGUGCCUGAUAUAACAACUUGGAAUUCAUUGAUACAAUGGAACUGUAAAUCUGGGAACCUUGCUACUGCUCUUGAGUUAUUCACUGACAUGCAAGAACAGGGGAUGCAUCCAGAUCCUAAGAUCUUCAUUACUCUAAUAAGCUUCUUGGGUGAGCAGGGAAAGUGGGAUGUGAUCAAUCAGAAUCUUGAUAGUAUGAAGCUCAGAGGGCACAAGAAUAGUGUCCUAGUUUAUGAAAUUUUAGUAGAUAUUUAUGGGCAGUAUGGUCAAUUUCAGGAUGCUGAGAAGUGCAUAUCCGCUCUGAAGUCUGCAGGGCUUCUAGCAUCUUGUAGCAAUUUUUGCAUUAUAGCAAACGCUUUUGCUCAACAGGGGUUGUGUGAAGAGACAGUAAAAGUGCUUCAGCUCAUGGAAGCAGAAGGAAUUGAACCAAAUCUUGUAAUGCUGAAUGUACUGAUCAAUGCUUUUGCUGUUGCUGGUAGGCAUUCGGAAGCGUUAGCCAUUUAUCAUCAUAUAAUUGAAGUCGGUAUCAGUCCUGAUGUUAUAACCUACACCACCCUUAUGAAGGCAUUUAUUCGUGCAAAGAAGUUUGCUAAGGUCCCUGAAAUAUAUAAAGAAAUGGAAAGUGCUGGCUGCACGCCAGAUAGGAAGGCCAGAGAGAUGUUAAAAUCCGUAACAGCUAUUCUUGAACAAAGGCAUUACAGAUAAAAAGAAAUUAGCAGCCUUCUAAAAUAUUGAUUGAGGAAGUGAUACACACCAAGAAAAUAGAUCAUAAUGCCAGCAGUUUAUGACGAUAUCAAUGAAAGGCCAACCUUCAAUGGAUCCGGGGGAACUAAAGGAAUAUGGCAGUUUCUGGCGGUAAGUUUGAAGAUGAAACGAGGUUGAUCUUGCUUGUUGUAAAUAGUAAUGCAAUUCAACCAAUGAAAAAGCUCAUCCAAAUUAUAGAGCUCUGACACAGUCAAACUUGAACGAACAAACUGUUGAAUUGAAUCUUACCUGUCUUUACUAGAGCGUAACCACUUGAUGAAAUGGGGGAAGAAAGUGGGACAAAUGGCCAAGACAACUGCAAGGCUUUCUUAUUGGAUAAUAGGUACUGUAAUUGAUAUUCUAUGUCGGUUUAGUCAUCAUUACGAUAUUCUAUGGUCGGUUUAGUAAUUGAUAUUCUUUUAUUUUUCUUGAUGUUGUUUGAGUAUGAGAAUCGGUUUAGUAAUUGAUAUUCUUUUAUUUUUCUUGAUGUUGUUUGAGUAUGAGAAUCUUAUUCUCAAAACCCGGGGGAAAAUUAGAUGCCUACUUAGAUAAGAAUUGAGAAGUAGUCUGUUUAUUCCUCAAUUUUUCAUAUCAAGUGAAGUUUAUACUUCCUUCAACCAUCCUUUUAGUUGAAAGAAAAAUAAAAAUAAAAACAAUGUUUUAUUGAUAAACAAUAGAUUAAAACACAAGGAACAGAUUAGGACAAGGGUUGUGCAAAGAAAAAAUAGAGGAAAUAAAGGAAGAAUAAUCCAAGUUAGGAAGAAUAAUCCAAGUUUACUUUGUUAACAUUUCUACUCAAACCAUCAUGCUUUGGCCUAGUGGUAAAAGGAGACAUAGUUUCAAUAACUAACAUAGAGGUCAUGGCUUCAUUCAAUCCAAAUGUUGACACCCAAUUGUUGUAGGGUCAAACACCUAUCUAGAAAUUAAUUUUCUAUGAGUUUGCUUGACAACCAAAUGUUGUAGGGUCAAGUGGUGGCCACCUACCUAGAAUUUCCUAUGAGUUUUCAUAACACCCAAACAUUAUAGGGUCAUGUGGGUGUUCCUUGAAAUUAGUCGAUGUGCAUGUAAGCUGGUCCGAACACUCACAAAUACAAAAAAAAAAAAAAAA
Cucumis sativus (cucumber) is the source of this 2914-nucleotide messenger RNA. RefSeq names its product pentatricopeptide repeat-containing protein CRP1 homolog, chloroplastic. Gene Ontology annotation, molecular function: protein binding. The transcript is spliced from 8 exons. Bases 205 to 1767 code for a protein of 520 amino acids. Lineage: Eukaryota; Viridiplantae; Streptophyta; Magnoliopsida; Cucurbitales; Cucurbitaceae. The record is from RefSeq and is a predicted model, not a curated record.